GUCACGUGCAAGCACGCGACGAUCAGGAGCUUCCCAUUGCCGAUUUUAUUUUAACUGCUUUGCACAUUUUGCCGUGAACAGCUGUGGGGCUUUUCUCUCUGGAAGAAAUAAUCAGCGUCCUCUGUUUCGAACCCUUGCAAUCUUUUACAAGUUGGAGAAAAGGUUUGACUGAUGGAAUCAGAUACCGUCGUUGAUAACAAUCUGAUGCUUGAAAGAACAUUGCCACAUAUACAAAUUGAUCCAAAAAGAGCCCGGUUUCCAUACUGUAUAGUGUGGACCCCGCUGCCUGUUAUCUCCUGGUUCAUACCUUUCAUCGGCCAUAUCGGCAUAUGCAGAGAGGACGGAGUUAUCUUGGACUUUGCAGGGCCCAACUUUGUGUGCGUUGACCACUUUGCAUUUGGAGCAGUUGCCCGGUACAUUCAAAUGAAUAAAGAAAAGUGCUGCUUUUCUCCAAGUUUGGUUGGGCAUGCGACCGAGGAUAGCUAUGAUCAGACCCAGCCGGACAGACAGAUGACGUGGGAUGAUGCAUUACGAAAGAGCACGCAAGAGUUCCAACAUAGGGCGUACAACCUGUUCACAUGCAACUGCCAUUCUUAUGUUGCGAACAAUCUGAACCGGAUGUUUUACGGUGGGCACGAUCGGUGGAAUGUGGUGAACUUGGCAGCUCUGAUUUUCCUCAAGGGCCGAUGGGUGAAUAAAACAUCCAUUGUAAGAUCAUACUUACCGUUUGUUGUAGUACUUGGCCUUGGGAUCUUAUUGGGCAGCUCAACCUUCCUGAUUUGCUUGGUUUUGUUCACGGUUGCCCUCGUUGGUUGGUUCGUUGUAGGUACAUACUGCUUCAAUAAUCUUAUCCAGUUGUAGUCAAUUUGAAUCGGAAUGUGGUACUUCUGCAGAUUGACAUUGUAUAUGAGAGGUUGUGGGCCCCACAAGCACCCUCUCCACAAGCACAUUUAGCACGCAUGUCAAACUUGCCGGGCACAUAGGACAUCUGAGCCAUGUAGAUGGCCUGGGUUGAAAAUCAGGCUGGUCCUCUGAUUGGGCAGGCUGCAAUGCAUGAAAACAAUGGAUGGUUUAGAAAAGUUGCCAAAGGCCCACAUUCAAAUUGCACUUGUGGCCUGCCUGAUCAUUCACCAGCCUGCCUUCUGCCUCAGGCCAUCUGCACCGUGGGCCCACCUUAUGUAGGGUUGAGAUGUUCCAUGCAGGCGACCGUGGUUAAGGGUGCGUUGUGGGGCUAGCAAACAUCCAUACAUAGACCGUAACUCUCUAGGGUUUUUAAUGUAGUGCUCCUCAUUUAGCAUCUGUUGAGACAACAAAAACAUUUGUACAUGCUAUUAGCAUAUUCUAAUUCUCAACGUGAGGUAUGGUGUGAUAUUAGAGGGUUUCAAAAUCAA
Messenger RNA from Magnolia sinica, 1391 nucleotides. Its product is annotated as protein RTE1-HOMOLOG. Gene Ontology annotation, cellular component: endoplasmic reticulum; Golgi apparatus. Bases 172 to 861 code for a protein of 229 amino acids. Gene Ontology annotation, biological process: regulation of ethylene-activated signaling pathway; response to ethylene. The record is from RefSeq and is a predicted model, not a curated record. The transcript has 3 exons. NCBI's taxonomy places the organism in Eukaryota, Viridiplantae, Streptophyta, Magnoliopsida, Magnoliales, Magnoliaceae.